Molecule: messenger RNA, 3886 nt
Organism: Phytophthora nicotianae INRA-310
Lineage: Eukaryota; Oomycota; Peronosporomycetes; Peronosporales; Peronosporaceae
Exons: 1
Coding region: 65-2278 (737 amino acids)
Biological process (GO): proteolysis
Molecular function (GO): aspartic-type endopeptidase activity
Source: RefSeq, a predicted model, not a curated record
GGUAUACGCUUCUCCUUUCCAUUUUCCAUUCCGCAUUCUGCCGUGCAGUGCGCAGACCUCCAGUAUGCGUCUCGGUCUGCUCGCCGUUGCGCUGGCUGCACUGUCCUUCCAGCCCGCCUCGUCGCUCCUGCGCGUGCCUCUGACUGCCAAGCCGCAGCAACGCAGCGCCCAGAACCUGCUGCAGUUCCACACGCAGCCCAGCGACGCCGUGACCAACGCAGUUCAAGUCAAUCACAUCCUGCAGGACGGAGCGACCAACACUCUGGACGUCCUGCAUAAUGCGCAGGAUCUGGCGGCCCAGGGUCACGUGCCGCUCGAGAACUUCAUGGAGUUCCAGUUCUUCGGUCCAAUCGCCAUCGGAUCACCUCCCCAGGAGAUCCUGGUGUGCUUCGACACGGGCUCGAGCGACCUGUGGGUGCCUGGCAACAAGUGCGAGGCCUGCGCAGGCCUGUACCGCUUCAACCACUCGAAAUCCAGCACGUUCCACGAGUCCACGACACACCCUGCCUUCGCUGUACAGUACGGCAGCGGUAAAGUAAGCGGUCACUUCGGUCAGGACGUGGUGCAUGUGGCUCAGUUCCAGGUGCAGGACACAACCGUUGGGAUCGUCAGGACAGAGGAGGAAUCUAUGGCCAGGAUGAAGGCCGACGGGCUGCUAGGCUUGGCCUUUGACGGUCUCUCAACGUUCUCGCACCCUCCGCUCUUCUUUGCCCUACUGGAGCAAUACCCCGAGCUAGACUCGGUCUUCGCCUUCUACCUCAGUCCGGAUCCGAAUACUAACGGUUCAGAACUGCACUUAGGAGGUUAUGACGAGAACUUUAUGGGCUCGCUUCAAGCUACGUGGCAGAUGACGGACGUGUUGCCGCAAUUUGGCCAAUGGACGUUUUGGAGGAUCCAUCUGCACAGUGUCAAUGUGGGCAAGCACAGAAACGCCUGUGCAGAUGGCUGUGUGGCCUUCGUGGACUCCGGGACGUCGCUCAUUGGCAUCCCAGGCACUUUGUACUUGAACUUUCUGUAUGAAGUGGCCACAUUUGCUCAGAACCAAGGCUGUUACUGCGGAUUUGUCCAGUACGGCUUCCAGUGCUUCUUGUGUGCGCCAGAGGACUUCCCGCCGCUUCGUAUUGGAGUUGGAGGGAACCAUUAUUACGUGCUGGAAGGCUCGGAUUACACGCUCUGCGUUGGCUUAACCUGUAUCGUGCUGGUACAGCCAAGCGGCCAGGAGAUGUGGGUGCUCGGAGACGUGUUUAUGAAGAAAUUCUACUCUUUAUACGACGUCAAGAAGAAACAAAUGGGCUUUGCUUGCCCUGCCAACUCGACGUUGUGCGGCGUGGAGGAUACACAGGAUAAGACCGUGAACAGCAAAGACAGCGACCUGCUGCCUUCCCAGAAGUCGCCGUUCUUCGAGAACAGCUUCAACAUGUACGACAUGGACACCCACGCCGUGCUGGUCUUGUUCCUGUCGGGUCUGUCGCUCGUCGGCUCCGGUUUCAUCGUUUCUUCGUUCGUGCAAUACCCGAUUCUACGGAGUUUCCGCUCGUUCUCGAUCUUCUUCUGGCUGUCGGUGUGCACUGUGGGCUACAACUUGACGCUGUGGAUUGCUGGAGUGUGGCGCGCUCACCAGACGCACAUCUUGUUCUGUGCUUUACUCAAGAGCAGUCAGCAGUUCUUUGGUACUGCUAUUCUACUAUUCAGUGCUGCGGUUGGUUUGGAGCUGAUUCGUGCGGUGCGGUGGACGCAUUCGAGUACAGUGGAGUACAAAUAUUUCUACCACGUCGUGAUCUGGUGCUCUGCUGCGUUCACGGGCGCUUUUUCGCUGCUUACGGGUGUUGUUGGCUUCCUACCGGAUGGUGCUGGUCCGUGUCGAGCGUGCUUCGUUGGUCAUAGUCCCGGUUGGGCUCGGGUGUUCCUGUUCUACUUGCCAGCGACGCUGACGCUUACGUUUGCUGGAGCAGCUGUGUAUCUUGCGUCCACGGGCUCAACAGGACUGUCGCUGCCGCCUCAGGCCGAACGUGCACGCCGUAGUAGUGGACAGCUACUGCCGAGUUGUGUAGCUACUAUUGCUGCACUCUUCCUGCCGACGCUAUUCGGUUGGUUGCAAUCUUUUGGGGCCGAUUGGGUCACGUCUGGCUUCUUCCUGUAUCUAUCGGAGCUGUGCUUCUACUCGCAAGGUUUGUUAAACGCCUUAUCCUGGGCCUUUAACCCGUCUUAUCGUGUCGCUCGGUACCGUGGCAAUAACGCCAUGGGAGGGGAAGCUACGCGUCUUAUGGGACCAAAUUAACGUGUGUGGAUCAGGAUAAAGUUGCUUUGACACAAAUAAAGCAGUAUUUGUCAGCUUAAGAGCAGGAUGGCGGCACUGACUUAUCCUGUGUUUGACUACUUAGUGGGGAAGGCGUCGAUAGCUCCGUAGAAGUCCCAGAAAUCGUCACCAAGCAACUCCAGGUUGUCGUCCUCGAGCCAACUGGCCUGUUGGCAGAUCAAAUUGUCCUCCACGACGUAGUCGAUGUGGUCUUUGUGACGCACAGGGAGGUGACCACAGCCUGGACGAUGGGUAUCUCUAGGAGACGAGCACUUGACAGGCUGCGUAGUUACAGUUUUAGCUGCAGUUUUAGCGGGUCCGCGCUGUAGAGCACCUAGAUUUGUGACGCUGUCUUGACACACGAGAUGGUUCUGCACCACAUAGUCGCGGUGGUUCCCGUGCUGGAUGGACAAAUGUCCACAGGAGCGAUUGUGACGCGAAUAGUCCAGCAACGACGACGUCGGAGUUGACAAACAAGCCUUCUCGGUAGCAGGUUUAGCCUGAGCGUUAGAAGGCGCUGUGCUCACGGAAUCAAUCCCGUUAACUGGGUUAACCGAGCUCGACAGCAAGCUACCCGGUCCACUGGUAUCCGGUGUAGUGAAAGACAAGCUCGGUUCAGGGAACGUUUGGCCCAUCGAACUGCCCCCCACUGAUUGAGGUAGCGUCGAGUUCGUCAGAAGAUCGCCAGCAGUAGUCAUACCACCUAGCACAGCUGGAUUCGGCGUCAAGAGAUGGUCGAUCAUGUCGGAUCCACUCGAUAUCUUGGCUCCAGUGGCCGUGGUAUCAUCAGGUGGAGGAGGUCUCAGCUCGAGAUGCGCCGGGCAGCAACUAGUUCCGAUCGUUGUCGAGGGGCAGUGAGGAGGAAAUGCGUCCAGAGAGAACGGAAGCGUCUCCUGCGACAUCAAAAACGCGUCCAACGACGAGAGCGCCGCAAGACAUGCCGGUGGCGAGUGAAUGUGGUUCUCCGGACAUUUCAACUCGUAACGUAUCGGUCGUGUGGGGGUGUUCACACACGCAGCAGUUGCGGACAUUUUACGGCGAUUGGUCAUACACGUCGUUGUGAUAGGCAGAGGGGCCUUCAUAACUGGCGGUUCCGGUAGUAGCACGUCCGGGUUCAUGGCCGUACUGGUGGUCGUAACCAGAGGGUUAGUGACGUCGCUCGGACAGUCGCAGCUCUCAUCUCCCGAGUCGAUUUUCUUAUUCACGGACGCCGUAAUAGCAGGAGAAAGCUUGCGUUUCUUGGUCUUGGACUUCCCAGAGGCGUCGGUCUGGUCUUCAUGAAGGCGCUGGUGUUUGUGGAGGUCGAAUUUACGCGCAAAACUGCGGUCACAGCCAGGGAAGGCGCACGCAAAGGGCUUUCUGCCUCUACACAAGAUAAAUUACCGUAAGAAAAAACAAGGGAAUAAUAAACAGAAAAGAAAAUAAAACUUACGUGUGAGUGCGUUCGUGGCUCAACAAGUCCGAGCGACGUGCGAAGCAUUUGCCGCACUCCUCGUAUUUGCAGCGGUAGGGCUUCUCGCCCGUGUGUACACGGUAGUGCACCUCCAUGUCCGCUUUGCGCAGGAAUUUCUUACCGCAAAAUUUGCAGGC